UGAUGCGGGAGGGGCGGGGCUUGCGGCCUAGUGGUCGGCGCAGGGAUCCGGGCGGGGCGCUCGGUCUGUUGGAUCUCCCGGUUGCUAACUUUCCCAUUCCCAUACGAACCUUUCUGAUCCGGGCUGAGUGAGGCCACACAAACUGGAGGAACAGCACACCUAAUGUUCUGUGUGGGUAACUUACAACCAGAGGGGAUGCUGCCUGACCCGCUGUGUUACUCCAGCAGAUCGUGUCUAUCUUUGGUUUAAACUAGCAUCUGCAGUUCUUUGUUUCCACGUUGUUCAAGUGGAGUGGCUUGGUUACGAUGCCAGAACACUCUGAUGUUCGUUUAUCUCCCGAGGAGCGUGUGCGGGCCCUCACAAAGAAAGGAAGCUCUGUCGACAUCAACGAUGAUGUCCCUCUGCGGAGGUACUUCCGCUCUGGUGUUGAAAUGAUUCGCAUGGCUGCGGUGUAUGUGGAUGAAGGCAACCUGGAAAGUGCGUUCGUGCUUUACAAUAAAUACAUCACGUUAUUCUUGGAAAAGGUACCUAAACACCGGGAUUAUAAAACCAUUGUCGUACCAGAAAAAAAGGAAACUGUAAAAAAACUAAGAGAAAUUGCCUUUCCGAAGGCGGAGCUGUUGAAGGGUGAGCUUCUGAAGAGAUAUGGAAUCGAGUUUGCAGAAUACCAGGAGCAGCAGCAGAGGGAAACUGAGGAGUUUGUGUCUGAGGUGGCCCGCCAGCAACAGCUUGAAGAUGAGAAGCAGAGGGUGGCACGGAUGCGGCAGCAACAAACGGAACAGGAACAGUUCCAUGCCUUUGAGGAGAUGAUCCGGCGGAAACAGCUGGAGAAGGAACAGCUAAAGGUGCUGGAGGAAUACGCAAAACCAGAAAAUCCCCCCUCUUCGAAGGACUGCCCGCUAAUACCUGGCAUUGAGAGACCACCGAACAACCGCGCCCCGCUGUCGCCGGCCGCCAGCGUCUCAAACGCUGGCCCACCUGCCGUAGAUCGUUCAACAAAGCCCUCAUCCUUUGGAACCAACUGGAACAAUUUUUCUGCAGACAAACUCCGUAACGUGGUAGUUUCCAAAGACCUGUGUCAGCAGUUUCUCCAGCUCGCUGAACCCAAUACCGACAAAGGUGUGGAAACCUGUGGGAUACUUUGUGGAAAAUUGCUGCAGAAUGAGUUUACCAUAACCCAUGUGGUUGUACCCAAGCAAAAUGCUGGUCCUGACUACUGUAACACGGAGUGUGAAGAGGAGCUGUUCCUUAUUCAGGACCACAAUGCCCUGAUAACCCUGGGUUGGAUACAUACCCAUCCAACACAGACUGCGUUCCUGUCCAGCGUGGAUCUUCACACCCACUGCUCCUACCAGAUCAUGCUUCCAGAGGCUAUAGCAAUAGUUUGUUCACCGAAGUACAAUGAGUCAGGAUUUUACAGGCUGACGGAGCAUGGGAUGGAUGAGAUUUCUUCCUGUAAACAGAAAGGUUUUCACCCACAUCCCAAGGAUCCUCCUCUGUUUAAUGUAAGUAUGAUUUUCUGAUGCAGGUUUCUAAUUAGAAUUC
Molecule: messenger RNA, 1545 nt
Organism: Amblyraja radiata (thorny skate)
Lineage: Eukaryota; Metazoa; Chordata; Chondrichthyes; Rajiformes; Rajidae
Gene: stambpa
Product: STAM binding protein a
Exons: 11
Coding region: 306-1523 (405 amino acids)
Biological process (GO): protein K63-linked deubiquitination
Cellular component (GO): endosome; cleavage furrow
Molecular function (GO): protein binding; K63-linked deubiquitinase activity; metal-dependent deubiquitinase activity
Source: RefSeq, a predicted model, not a curated record